Molecule: messenger RNA, 4187 nt
Organism: Saccostrea cuccullata (small rock oyster)
Lineage: Eukaryota; Metazoa; Mollusca; Bivalvia; Ostreida; Ostreidae
Product: calcium/calmodulin-dependent protein kinase type 1-like
Exons: 10
Coding region: 131-1147 (338 amino acids)
Biological process (GO): protein phosphorylation
Molecular function (GO): calmodulin binding; ATP binding; calcium/calmodulin-dependent protein kinase activity
Source: RefSeq, a predicted model, not a curated record
GCAAAUAUACGCCAUUUUUUGUGACGUCACGAGUGAAGUGAGAAAGUAGAAAAACAUUCAUGAUAGAGGGAACCAAAUGACUGAGUCAAUGAUUUAUCCGGUGUGAUUUAAUUCUUUAGAACGAUUAAAUAUGCCACUUUUUGGUAAAAAGCAUGAAACGGAUAAGAAACAUUCAAAGGAAUCGGAUGUUCGGAAGAAAUACGACUUUAAGCGGACCCUAGGAACAGGUGCUUUUUCGGAAGUUUGGCUAGCAGACGACAAAUCGGAGAGGGGUAAAUUAGUGGCCAUAAAAUGUAUAGAUCGAUGUGGAUUUCUAGGCAAGGAAGAAUCGCUGGAGAAUGAAAUUCAAGUCCUUCGAAGACUCAGCCAUCCCAACAUUGUGCAGCUGCUAGAUGUGUUUGAUGACAAAGCUCACGUGUACCUUGUCAUGGAAUUAGUGACAGGGGGUGAAUUAUUUGAUAGGAUAGUUCAGAAAGGUAGCUACACAGAGAAGGAUGCCAGCAACCUGAUCAAACAGGUGCUAGAAGGUGUGGACUACAUGCAUGAUCGUGGUGUGGUGCAUAGGGAUUUAAAGCCAGAAAAUCUAUUAUAUUAUAGUCCAGAUGCUGAUUCUAAAAUUAUGAUUAGUGAUUUUGGUUUAUCAAAAAUGGAAGAAUCAGGAACCAUGGCGACCGCCUGCGGCACACCGGGAUACGUAGCACCUGAAGUUUUAGCCCAGCAACCAUAUGGAAAAGAAGUUGACUGUUGGUCCAUAGGUGUAAUAUCAUACAUAUUAUUAUGUGGUUAUCCUCCGUUUUAUGAUGAAAAUGAUGCAGCUUUGUUCCAGCAGAUUCUCCGAGCCGAGUACGAGUUUGAUUCGCCCUACUGGGACGACAUAUCAGAGUCAGCUAAGGACUUUAUCCGACAUUUAAUGUGCAAGAAUCCAAAGCAGAGAUUUACAUGUAAACAGGCACUAUCUUAUCCAUGGAUUUCUGGUAACACUGCAUUAGAGAAGGAUAUCCAUGCUUCUGUCAGUGAACAGAUGAGGAAGAAUUUCGCAAAAACGAAGUGGAAGCAAGCAUACAAUGCCACAGCCGUGAUAAGACAGAUGAAAAAGCUAGCCAUGAACAAAGAAGACCAUAGUCACCAUGCGGAGACAAAGUCCUAAACUGGCCACCAUUGGUCGAAUUGUUUGUAUCUCCAUGACAACAUAUGGGGAGACUCAAGUCGAAGCGCAUGUGUGUUUUGUACUGGAUCUACAAGCGUUUCAGUUUGAAGCGUUGAAAUGACAGCGACACAUAUUUAGGGCAGGAAAUGGCCUGGAGUGAUAGCAGUUUUGAAUCUCUGUCAAACUUGUAGAUUGUGUCUCAAUUUUAUAUUUAUUGUUACCAAGUUUUGUUACUUAUAUUUAUAUUCUUUGAAAUAUAGGAUAGGGUAGGUGGAACUUUAGGGUCUUCUGUCAAAAAAAAAGAUCAAAAUAACUUUAAAAUACUAACAGAAAAUAAUACACUGUAUGAUUUUAAACUUUGCAAAUGGAAUAGAUUUAAAUUAUUACAUGUAUUGUCAACCAAUAGAAAAAAUUGCACAGAUCUUAGGAAGUAAGAGUACCAUUUUUUUUUCCAAGUUACAUUUUGUUGUUGUCUAUUUUAAUAAUUACCAAACAAGUGGCCUGAAUACCUUAAGGCACUGCCCAUUGUGUUUGGCAUUUUUUAUUAAGCACUUCUUGAUGAAGGUGCAGCAGAUGUUGUGGAAUCUAUAGACUGAGAGAACAAAAUUUUGUGCAGAGCUGUAUAAAUGUUGUUGCAGCAUGGCGUAUAAUACUAUUUUAACUACGACCCCGUAGUUGUUAAUACAUUCCUUGUUAGUUGUUGUUGUCAUGGCAUUUUACACUUGUUGAAAUUUUCUCUCUCUCUCUUAUCAUGUCAAUCAUGAGAAUUAAUUAGGCCAUGGACUGGCACCAGUGACUUACUUAUCUCUUAACCUUGACCACAGACUGUCAUUACAGCUGUAUUUAUAUGACAACAGAGAAUGGUUAAAGUAAGGGGAAGUUACUGGUAUUUGCUUCUGUUAUUUUGUGUAUGUAGAUCAUCUAGAAAAAUUCUCAGUUAAGCUUGGACUUUCAGUAAGGCGUGGCAUUCUCGGCGCUACAUAAUUAGCAUCUGUCAAAUGGUGAAUAGAUUCUCAUUGAUUAAGAAAUAUAUAACAUCGGGAACUUGUUCACAACGAUGAGACAACUUAAUCCUCACCAUUGUGCGGUGCGUGAAUUUGUUAUUGGCUAUUUGCUACACUCAUUGACAUUCAGCGGAAUUUUAUCCUAUGUAUAUAUUCAACAUUGAGGAAAAUACUUUAAAUUUCAGAUGCUACUUAUGUAACAUCAAGAAUGCCAUGCCUUACUGAAAGUCCAAGCAUAACUGAGAAUUGUGAUAUUUAAUGCUAGCUAAUAGUACUGUAUACAGGGAAAUUUUCACCUCAGUUUUAUUUUUGCUCCUUUUGCCCAAAGGUAGGCGAACUAAAACGGUGAAUUAAAAAAGAAAACACAGUAUGAUUUCUUAGAAUUAUGACUGGGCAAAUUUAAAAUGGGGCCAGAUUGUUUGCAAUUGUGAAAAUAACACUAGGCAAAAAUAGCCCAGUAUACAGUAUAUAUAUAUAUAUAAUUUUGUCUCAAGAGCUGUGAUGCACAGAUAUAAUUUGUUUAUUAGAUUGAGAGUUCAACUUUAAAUUGUAUGGGUUUUUUUCUUGACCAUACAAUAUAUUGUGUAAAGUCACAUAUGUCUAAAAGUUAUUUUUCAAAGGAAUCCCCCUUUUCUUGAAUAUUAUGUUUUGGACAAAUUUGUUUUAACAGAGUGUUCCUGUUAUAUGAUAGUGUGCAAUAUUGUUUGUUUUUUGACUUUUUUGUUAAAGCUAAAAUGAAUGAUCUUUAAAAUUCAGUUGGUAACUUAAGAUAAAGAUGUCUUUGUUUUUUAUGUAUUGUCAUAUUCAAAGCACUUAUAUAGGGGCUGGUUCAAUUUUAUAAAAAAAAAAAGAACUAUACUUUUUUUUUAACAUUAAAUCUUUAUUAAUAAUAUGAACUUGAAAAAGUACAGUUUACUUCUUUUCUGAACACCAAAUUUUACACAGUGUUUUGUUUCCCAUAGGUUUUCAAAUAAGAAGUAUUGUUAUUGAUAUUGCCAUGUAUAGAAAAUUUAAUACUCUGGAAUUAACAAUCUUUAAAUAUAGACAAUCUUUUCUUUUAUAUUCUACUUUCAUAUUUUGGAAGUAAUUUAAACCAACAAUUAUUUCAUUAUAUAUAGCAUGUUAGUUGUAUGUCUUAUUUUAUAUUAGAGCAAAAUAAUUCAUGGGAAAGGUAACUCGUAAAGAUUUUUUCAUCUUCUAUAGUUAAAAAAAAAAAUAUUUAAAGAAAAAUUGUUUUCUCUACAGUGAGAUGUGAUAUUUAUGUAUAGGUCUUAAGCAGAAAAGAUAUUUGGAUGGAGGGUACAUGUAUCUUGCUAUAUUGGCUUAAAAUGUAUAUGUUUGAUUUUAAAUUCUCUUUCUAAUAUUGUAUUUUGUGGUGUCCACAUGCUAAUAUAAGAAAACUUUCUAAGAAUUCUAAGAAUUUAUGUGACAUUGUCUGAAAGAUCAUAUGAGCGUAGUUAUUGUAUUUUAAUGAAACAAGUAUUAAUAAAAAGAUUUAAUGUCAUAUUAUAAAUUUUUAUACUAAUAGAUUACUAAUACUUGUAAAUGCUACGGACUGUAAAAAGUGAAAACAAAUUUUAAAAAAGUGUUUUUCUGUAAUGUUGAAAUCCAAUUAUUGAUGGAUAAUAUUAAGGAGAAACUUGGAUUAAAUUAAUGUACAGUGUAAUAAAAUUUAAAAAAAAUUACACUUUGUUAUAAUCUAAAUGAAUGCUAAAUAAUGUAAAGAAUCAAAGUCUGAGGGGGAAAACGACAAGUAUUUAUAAAUGUGUUGACAAAUCAAAUUUCACAUGUAAGUGCAGCAUAUGUAGGAUAAUUAAUAUUUGUAGAGUAGGCUAGCUUAUUGCUUUACAUGUCGCGACCAUUUUGAACAAAUUACUGUUGUAGCCUUUAAAAAAGUUUUUUCAAUCAAUUUUUUAAACAAUUUUUUCCUAUUGAUGUGUCUUCAUAUUUAUUUAUUGUAAUCUUGUGUAUUUAUUAUUGUAAAACAUUGAUAUUCCAAAAAAAUACCUAAUUAAAUAUUAUUUUUUAAAACUUUA